AACUCCGUCGUAUCUUUUACCUUGACAGGAACAACGUCUUUUAUUUUGAAGGAUUGAACUUCCACGUCUCUUGGCAGCUUCGCUUUGAAGAGGCGGCGCGCGGACAACCUGCUGGACUUUGACACAUUCCCACAUCUCGGGGGACCGUCUGCAGUCAUGACGGACGCGUGGGCCUCUGUGGCGGUGCUGUGCGCUGCGGUCCUCCUCUGUGAGACGCUCCGGCGCGUGGGGGCGCGUGUCCUCACGGGGGCUGGCUGGAUUUACCUGCUGGAGGCGGUGUCCACCUUCCAGCUCUGCUGCUGCACCCACGAACUCAAGCUGCUGGGGGAGGUGGCGCAGCAGGAACCGGUGCUGGGUUUGACCCUCACCUACAUGAUGACGGUUGUCCACGUGAUGACGUUCCGGGAAGCGACGUGUAACCCCGCAGCGGCGCUGGAGAAACUUUGUCGCGGCACUUCCAGCGUCAAAGUUGCUGCGCGGGUCGUCGCGUGCCAGUUCGGAGCCGCGUUAGCCGCGCGGUUCUUCGCCCGGUCCGUGUGGUCGCUGGGUCUGUCCGACAGCCACACCCGGCACCAGAAGUUCGGCUUCAGGUGCUUCGACCCGCUCGGCGGGACUGUGCUGGAGGCGGCGGGCGCGGAGCUGGCCUGCGCCUUUGCCUUCCAGGCGGCGGUCAUGCACGCGCACAAAGUGGACGAGAAGCUCAGAGUGCACGUGAUCGCCGGUGUGGUGACGGUGGCCGUUUACGCAGUUGGAAACCUUUCCGGGGCGGUUUUUAACCCCGUCCUGGCCUUCUCUGUGCAGUUCCCAUGCGGUGGUCACUCUUACCUGGAGUACUGCUUCGUCUACUGGCUGGGACCCGCUUUAGGCAUGGCGAGCUGCAUCCUCCUCUUCGAGAAAAUCCUCCCCUUCCUGUCUGGAAGGACCGCCGCUGAGCCUGACAGACCUGAGGUCCAGAAGCAGAAGAGGCUGUGAGAGCAGCAUCUUCACUUUGGCGUUUCCUUCCUUCAAUUACAGAAUCAUUGAGCAAAUAUUUGUUCUUUAGUCCAGCAGAAGUAUAACAAAGCUGCAGGAGGAGCGGUUUCCUGCUGCCUCACAUAAGACUCCUAUUGGUUAAAAACAGUUAUCAAUAAAAAAGAAAAUCUUUAUCCCACUUUAGGAUGAAAACAAAACAGCUGCUCUUUUAAUUUGAAAGGCUGGUGUGUGGAUUUCCUCUUAAGUUAAUAAUAAAAUGUUCUUUACAUUUAUUAAAAAUCCACGAAUUAGAGGAUGAAGUCUAUUUUCUGUUCUUGAAAGUAGCAAAUGCAAUUAACAUGAAAAACUGUAACUAUCAAGUUUAAAUAAGAAAUAGAAACAUUUUGACUUGAAUUCCGUCAUGGAAGCUGAUAUUUGUGAAGCUGCUAAUCUCACACAAACCUUGAACACCAUCUAAACUAUUUCGUGAAUAUUUCAGGCUACAGCUCCGUUUUUUACAGGAAAAAAAAGUUUAAAUCCCACAAAACAGGAAGAAAACUUCAGUUUUGAUAUUACUAAAGGAAAGUAACCAUAAACUGACCAAAAUAUAUUUCACAUGAAAGUGUAACACUAUAGUAACUUGUUCUUCUGUGCUGUUCAUCACUCAUGCAGCCAGGUAACUUACCAGUAAAACUUUAGAUUCAAUACGGGUGAUGUCACAAAAUCCUUAAGAAAUGAUCAAAAACAGUUUUUGAUGACUGUGAUUGCAGUUUUAAAGGGUUUUUGCCUUUUUUAUCUAAUUAUAUCUGAGUCUGACUGAAAUGACCAAAACUUUUUGUCUACAUUUCUCUGUUUUUUCCUGUAUUCUGUGAAAACGGCGCUCUACUAAGCAAUAAAAUCAAUAGACGGAACACCUCAGUGAUGAAAUGAUUGUAUUUUUAAUAUAAAAUGGUUAAUUUUUUUACCUUUUCUGCUUAAUCUGUACAUAAACUUUUGCACUUUGUAAUUAAAAUGAAGUUGUGAUACUGUUUUAAAGAAAAUCGAAUAAAUAAAUCAUUACAAGUGACA
Messenger RNA from Oryzias latipes (Japanese medaka), 2019 nucleotides. Its product is annotated as aquaporin-11. Gene Ontology annotation, molecular function: channel activity. The record is from RefSeq and is a predicted model, not a curated record. Gene Ontology annotation, cellular component: cytoplasm. NCBI's taxonomy places the organism in Eukaryota, Metazoa, Chordata, Actinopteri, Beloniformes, Adrianichthyidae.